AUGGUUACUUGCAUUGCUUCCGUCAAAGUCAUUGGCGUCUCGUCCCUCGGCUUGUUGGCAGGACUGUUGUCGUACCUGGCCAUCGAGGUUAUCCCAUCAUUGAUACGCGACUUGACCAGGGGCUACUCGCCCUCCACUUCGUUCCAGACCCACUACCAACAAAUCAAGGUGUUGAUCCUCGGCUCCCGUGCCGUAGGCUUGCUUUUGGGCGCUGUGUCCACUGGCUUGCUUGCUUUGGCCUACUCCUACUCUCCCCCCAGCGGCAAACAUCCCUACCUUAUUUACGCAGCGCUAGGCGCACCAACUGCCAUUGCAGGCUUGUACCAGCAAGGGUACCGCCACGAAGCCAAGCUUUUGCAGGCAGAAGAGAAGACAUUGAAGGAGCAGGUGGCUCCACAGGCUGCCCAGGUGGUCGAAGAGGUCAAGGCUCAACAGGUCACCAGCGACGGUGGCGACGGUGGCGACGACGACUCGCUCGGACGCUCCUACAUCCAUGUUUCCGACGAGGAGUCGUCCACCACCACGGGAUCCACCCCCGGGUCGUCAGCCGCCCAGUCGCCCACCAUCCAUGCAUCGGAGCCAGCCGCGUCCAUCGAGCAGGAGGUGGAGAGUGCGUUGGUCAAGAAGGAGCUUGUGCACGACUUGCGGAUGUUGCGGUCGUCGUACGUGGUGGGGUCCUCGGUUGCUGGGGUGGGAUUCUUGAUUGGGGUUGUUGGCUUGUUUGGCGAGAAUUUCUACUGA
Molecule: messenger RNA, 741 nt
Organism: Suhomyces tanzawaensis NRRL Y-17324
Lineage: Eukaryota; Fungi; Ascomycota; Pichiomycetes; Serinales; Debaryomycetaceae
Exons: 1
Coding region: 1-741 (246 amino acids)
Biological process (GO): autophagy of mitochondrion
Cellular component (GO): mitochondrion
Source: RefSeq, a predicted model, not a curated record